Molecule: messenger RNA, 3617 nt
Organism: Galleria mellonella (greater wax moth)
Lineage: Eukaryota; Metazoa; Arthropoda; Insecta; Lepidoptera; Pyralidae
Exons: 2
Coding region: 1488-3359 (623 amino acids)
Molecular function (GO): protein dimerization activity; DNA binding
Source: RefSeq, a predicted model, not a curated record
CCCAUAAUCACCCAAAAAAAUAGGUUUUUACGUAUUUUUUUGAAAAUAUGUAAGUAAUACCAAUAAAUUAUUUUUAUAAAUUGUAUUGAUCAAUUCUACAAUAUUAAAUAAAACGUUAACUAAUAAUAUUUCAGGAAAUUUUAAAAAUCUAUAUAUAAUAAAAUGAAAGUAAUUAAUUUUCAGUGUUUUCAUGUUGCAGUUGAUCAACAUGUUGGCCUUUUGCUUCCCGUAGAUACUUUAAAAUUUCUUCAUAACACCUCGUUCGCACACAUGGCCGUAUAUAUUUAAAUUCUUGAGCCACUAACAGUCCGAAAUACUCAUUUCUUUUAUCCUCUUCUCCAUAAAUUAAGCAUUUAGAACAGUUUGUUUCUUCUUUCAGUAAAUUUUCUUUUACUUUAUCCUCGUUUUUUUCUUUGUUGCGACGACGCUGGGUAAAUCAUCUGGACACUGGGUCUCACUAUCGCCAAAUAUAUUUGGAGAUCGGCUUCGGCUACGGCUUGGCAGACAUUUUUUUCUUUCUACAAUUUUAAAUUAAAUUUAUUAGAAUAAAUGCUUAGAACACACGCGAUCUAAGUACCUUUUGUGUUUAUUAUACCUUACCUACCUAGGUAUAAAAAGAGUACUUACGUAGAUUUUCUUUUAUUAACUGUUUUAUACGAAGAUCUUGAUCUCUCAAAUUAGCAUCCAUUUUACUUCCAGUGAUUAUCAACUAAAUUAAUAAUCCACAAAGUAUUAAAUAACGUUUUUAUGAAAUAUUUAGCACAAAAACAAUACCCUUUAAAUAUCGAUCGUCAGUAACUGUGGCUGACUUACCUAUAUUCUAGCAAGCAGGACUGCCAGAUGUGAAGGGGAAAUCCCCAAUAAAUUGUUGCAUGUGACUGAUGAUGUGAGCAUGUUCGUUUCAUAAUAAAAAUGUUGCCAGGUAACCAAAAAGUCGUAUGUUUUUGUGCGAAUUACGAUCAUAAUCUUUACGAUCGUACAUUAAAAAAUAGACAAAUAAUAGUAUGAGUACGAUUUAAAUCGUAUAUCUGUCAACCCUGCUAGCAAGACAGCGACAAAAUCACGUUGCAUAACAAUGUAGCCCAAGCUUAUAUCUUAUGAAAUAUACGGAAGAGAUACGGACUUAGAAAAAACAGAAAUGUUGUUCUUUGUGGAAGUCAUUGAUGAAAUUCUAUGUAUUUUAGCCCGCAAACUUUCUUCAAACAAAAACAGCGCCAUCUAGUAUCGAGUUCUGUAAUUAUCUCUUUGUUUAUGGAUUUGAAGUAAGACCGCCACGCAUGCAAUACAUUAUGACUGGGGAUUCCCCUAUUCGUCGACGCUGAAUAUGAGGCGACGACAAUCACUGUCAAACGUGUUCACUAUUACUCUGACUCUGGUAACGUGACUUCCUGGUAACGUGUUAGGUAGGAAAAGCAGUAAAAAAGUGCAUAUUAAGGGAGCAGAUUUGAAAUAAUAUUUAUACUUAACAAGAAAUAAUUAAAGGUUCAAUGGGGAGACCUAAAGAUUUACGCAUAUGGGAGCACUACCGUACUUUACCAAACAAGUCUGUUUCUUGCAAGCUUUGUAAUAAGGUCUACAAAUUCAGUAAUGCUGCCAAAAUGCUUCAACAUCUUAUCACUUGUCCAAAAUCUCCAGAAACAUUAAAAGACUCUAUGAAACUUAUAAAAGAUAGCUCGUCCAAAACCAAAAUGUCUGGACUGUCAGAGAUAGAGACAAAUGAUUCUUUUAUAAGCCCCUCGUCGUCUGCUAACACUACAAUAAAUGCUGAGUUUCAAGACACCGAUGAUCAUAUAAAAACAGAAUUAGCGAGAGCUAUAUUUGUAACAGGGACGCCAUUAUCGAUGGUGCAACAUCCUUUAUGGAUACAAUUUUUCGAAAAAUUGCAACCAAAAUUUAAAAUACCUUCACGUAAAGCUUUAGCGACAAAAUACUUAGAUAAAAUAUAUAGAGAAAUGCGUUUUGAGUUAAAUGAGGAACUAAAUGCUUGUAGUUACUUACACCUUCAGUGCGAUGGCUGGUCUAAUUUAAGAAAUGAAGGAAUAAUAAACUUUCUUAUAUCAAAACCUCAACCUGCAUACGUUAAAAGUUUGAAUACAGAAAGUAAUCCUCACACUAGUGAAUACCUUAGCCAAGAAGUUGAAAAAGUAAUGAAAGUGUAUGGAGCAAAUAAGUUUCUUGUACUUAUUGGCGAUAACGCUAGAAAUAUACAAAAGGCAUUCGAAUUAACAAAACUCAAAUAUCCACAUGUUGUUCCUCUCGGUUGCUGUGCACAUAUCCUUAACUUGUUGUGCCAAGAUAUUGUAAAGAUACAAGAAGUAACUGUGUUUAUUAUGCAAGCCAUAAAUAUAAUAAAAACUGUUAAAAGGAGUCAACGAUUAAGUUCCUUGUUGAUAAAAUCAAGGCAGGGUGAAGAUUCUACACAAACACUAAAAUUGCCUUGUGCUACAAGAUGGGGAAGUCAUGUUACUUCGUUAAAAAGUUUGAAAGCAAAUAAGAUAGCUUUGCAAAUAUUAACAGUUAGAGAAGAUGUGGUAAUUUCAAGAGAUAUUAAAGAUUUAAUUCUAAGUGAUGAUUUCUGGACGAAGACAGGGGAAUGUAUAAGUAUUUUGGAACCAGUCACUGAAAGCAUAUUUUACUUAGAGAGCGACCAGAAUCGUUUGCAUCGCACAUACAUUACAUUUAGAGAUGUACAAGCUAAGAUACGUUUUGCAUUAAAUGAGAUUUCGACAUUGAGCGAAGAAAGCAAACAGCAGAUUCUAACAUCAGUAUCUUCAAGAUGCAAUAUGGCAAUGAGGCCAAUACAUUUUGCAGCAUAUAUUCUAGACCCCAGGACUCUAGGAGUCGAACUUACUCAAGAGGAAGAACUUAAGGGUAUGGAGUUUAUCUACAAUUUAAGCCAACACUUAAGUUUGUCAAAUGUAAUGGCAGAUUUGGCGUGUUAUAAAGCUAAAGAAAACUUUUGGGCCAGAGGAUUUGUAUGGAGCUCAUUAGAUAGCAUUGAGCCCCUAAUAUGGUGGAAAGGUAUUUGUGGUUCCACUGAGUUAAGCAAAGUAGCGAUUCGUAUUCUAUCAGCUCCCUGUACUUCGGCAGCCACUGAGCGUUCCUUUAGUAUCCAAGGCUACAUACAUAAUAACAAAAGAAAUCGACUUACAACUGAAAGAACUGAAAAAAUUUCAUUCAUUUGUUAUAACUGGAAUCUUAAACAUAAAGCUGAAUGCGAGGACAUUCAGUUUAAUGAAGAAAAUACCUUAGAAGCUUUCAUUGAGCAAGUAAAUGAACAUAACAGUUUAGACGAAAUAGAGCCUAUCGAACCUAUACAAUUCAUCGCUUGUAAUAACUCUGAAUCUGACAGUGAUUGACUGUAGUUUUACAUUUUACUUUCAUCUCUUUCUUAAUAAACUCAAAAUCAAAUUAAAAGUUUUUUAUUCUGUAGGCUGCAUAAUAAUAUUGUCUAUGUCCAGUAUAGUGGACGUCUUGCGGCUGAGAUGACGAUGAUGAAGUACAAAAUCAUAAACACCCAAAAAUUUGGGUGUUUAUGGGGUUUAAACCCAAUAAACCCAAAACACCCGGUUUUUACCCACCAGACUUUAAACCCACCCAGGUGGAUUGCCCAUCUC